Acanthamoeba castellanii str. Neff is the source of this 549-nucleotide messenger RNA. RefSeq names its product GTP cyclohydrolase II, putative. NCBI's taxonomy places the organism in Eukaryota, Discosea, Longamoebia, Acanthamoebidae. Bases 1 to 549 code for a protein of 182 amino acids. The record is from RefSeq and is a predicted model, not a curated record. The transcript is spliced from 5 exons.
AUGAGCGACACCAAGGCCACGCACACUCCAGCGUCGGGUUCGUCUUCUUCGUCCUCGUCGGAGGAGUUCGAGUCUGCCGUGUCGUUCACCAGCGACGGCCGGAAGGUAAUCAAGUUCUACGGCGAGCGUAAUCCCUACGGCUGCUUCUCCAACUUCUCCUCCCACCCCUUUGAGCUGCACGGCAAGCAGUGGCCCACGACCGAGCACUACUUCCAGGCGCAGAAGUUUGUCGGCACGCCAAUGGAGGAGAAGAUCAGACUUGCCAGCACCCCAGGCGAGUCCAAGAAGCUCGGCCAAAGCCGCAAGGUCACCCUACGCGCCGACUGGGAACAGGUGAAGGACGAUCUCAUGUACGAGUGCGUGAUGGCCAAGUUCAGCCAGCACGACAACAUUCGCCGAACACUUCUCAACACCGAGGACGCACUCCUCGUAGAACACACCUCCAACGACCGAUACUGGGGCGAUGGCGGAGAUGGUUCGGGCAAGAACAUGCUGGGCAAGAUCCUCAUGCGAGUGCGAGACAACCUGCGUGAGCAGCAGCAACAGUAG